This is a messenger RNA of Neurospora hispaniola, 2468 nucleotides long. RefSeq lists its product as uncharacterized. The record is from RefSeq and is a predicted model, not a curated record. The coding region runs from base 130 to 2334 and encodes 734 amino acids. Gene Ontology annotation, biological process: Golgi organization; endoplasmic reticulum to Golgi vesicle-mediated transport. Lineage: Eukaryota; Fungi; Ascomycota; Sordariomycetes; Sordariales; Sordariaceae. Gene Ontology annotation, molecular function: small GTPase binding. The transcript is spliced from 4 exons. Gene Ontology annotation, cellular component: Golgi apparatus.
UUUCACUCUACACGCCAAAAGGACUGGGGAGCCAAACGCCAACCACACCUUUGGUCUUUUGGCAACCGCUUGGAGAUUGACAAUAGUGUACUACACCCUGUCGUCGCAAUUGAACAAGUGGAAUUGACCAUGUCGCCCUCGGCGCCGGUCACCAAGGCCGCCCAAUCGGCUGGCCAAGUCUCGUCGUCACCCGCGCCCUCGCCCGCCAACAAGAGGAAGAAGAACAACAGCAACAACAACAAGAAGAAGGGCGCCGCCGCCACCAGUAAUAUCAAGGCGAAGCCGAAGGAGGGCGGCGGGAGCAACACACCAGAUGCUGCACCAGAUGCCGAAGUCCUGUCAGACCAACCACCAGCACCACCAGCACCACCACCACCACCACAAGUAGAGGCAGAAGCAGCGCCAGCGGCUGAAAGAGCAGAGCAUACUGAAGAGGAAACUGCUCUGCCUGUAGAGGAAACCCCGGCCUCCUUGGGUGUACAGAACACAUCACCGAAACUCGACCAGGUCGAAGCACCAGCAGAGGACGAGGACACCGACAUAGAGGUACCCGCAACUGUGGCCGACCACUCCGAAUCUGAAAACCCACCGCCACCGCCAGACGGGGAUCCCAAUCCGGCCCCGGACCCGGACCCUGAAUCCGAGUCGGCAUCAGCUGCCAGCCCAGCAGAGGACACGACAGCAACAACACCUGCUGCUGCUGCUGCUGCUGCUGCUGCUGCUGCUGGUACCAUCGAUACCAACGGACAUGCUCCCGACAGCGCAAACGGUCACAUCCCCAAUCUCUCUACAACAACAACAACUGCUCCUACAAUGUCUACUACAACAUCCCCACCGCCGACGGAGGGGUCUCCAGUAACCAACUCUACUACCGCCGACGAGACAUCAGCAACCACCAGCAGCACCACCACCACCAACAAUAGCACAGAAACCAGCGCCAAGCUUGAAGCCAUGUCGCAAGACCGCGAGGCCCUCCGUGCCGAAGUCGAGCAGCUGCGCAAGCAACUCGAGAGCAUACAAAGCACCCACGACGAAGAAGUGUCCCAGCUUCGGUCCGACCUCGAAGAAUCCGAAGCCGCCAAGGAGCACGCCGAGACACAGUACCAGAAUCUGCUCGACCGCGUCGAGAAGAUCAAGGAGACCCUCGGCGAGCGCCUCAAACGGGACCGGGCGCGCGUGGAGGAGCUCGAGACAGCCAACGAGGAGCUGCAGCAGGCGGCGCAAACCCAGGAGGAGGAAGCCGUCCGGCUGCGCGAGCAGGUGGACGAGCAGGCGCGCGAGCUUGACAGCCUGCGCAGCCGGACGAACCUGUCCCAACAGAACUGGGGCAAGGAGCGGGAGGACCUCGAGCGCGAGGUGGAACACAUUCGAUCAGAACUCAAAAAGACGAGCGCCGCCAUGGGCGAGUGGGAGGUGAUCGCCAUGGAGGAGCGCAGCAUGCGCGAGGGCUUGGAGGCCAAGGCGACGGACCUGGAGGAGCAGCUGGCCAACGUGCGGGAGGCAUACGAGCGCGUCGCGGAGGAGAGGAAUACACAGUCGCAGGCCAUUGACGGGCUACAGCGCGCGCUGCAAGAGAUUCAGGAGGCGCGCAAGCGCGAGCUGAGGGAGAUGGUGGAGUCGAGCGAGGAGCAGCUGGCGGCGAUGAAGAAGCGCGCCGAGGAGGCGGAUGCGAAAGCCAAGGAGGCCCAGGAUGCCAGGGAAUCACUCCAGAAGGAGCUGGAGCGCACAGCGCCGUUUGAGAAGGAAGUCAAGGAAAAGAAUCUCUUGAUUGGCAAACUGAGGCAUGAGGCGAUUGUGCUGAAUGAUCACUUGACCAAGGCGUUGAAGUACAUUAAGAAGAUGAAGCCUGAGGAGACCAUCGACCGACAAAUCGUAACCAACCACCUCCUCCAAUUCCUCUCCCUCGACCGCUCCGACCCCAAGAAAUUCCAAAUCCUCCAAGUAAUCGCCGGCCUCCUCAACUGGACCGACGAGCAACGCGAACAAGCUGGUCUCGCCCGCCCAGGUGGUUCUGGCGGGGGGCUCGGCAGCGCCUCUUCGCUUUUACGGUUACCCACCUCGCCCUUCCACCGGACGCCCAGCUCCCCCUCCUUGAAUCACGAUUUCUUCUCCGACAUGUCUUCCCACACCAACAACAGCAGCACCAUGUCUCCCACUGCCGGGUCGGUAAGAGAGGGCAGCACAGGCGGUGGUCGUGAGUCGCUGGCUGAUUUGUGGGCUGGGUUUUUGGAACGGAGCGUGGAGGAGGCGUCGGCGCAGCCGCCAAACAAAAGGAAAGAUAGUACGAGUAGUACGGGCACGGGGAAUACGGGGAAUACGGGGGGGUAUGCAUAGUUGGUUUCUAGGGUUUGGUGGGGAAGAAGGAGGAGGCAGGCGGUUGGGGAUAUGAAUCAGCACGGUAGACUCGAGGACCCUUGGUUGGGUUUGGUCAAGGUGCGGUUGACAUGGGGAGGCAAAAAAAAAAAAAA